AUACAUAGCUCGUCUGAUAUACAGUGGUGUGUCAGUCCAACUUUCAGCAUACCGUAUUUGAAGUGCUACAGGAAAAUGAUUACCCACCAUGUUUUAAUGAAGUGCUCUCAAUUACUCAUUUCAUAGAUAAAAGAUUUCAAGAAGUGAAAAACAAGUGAAGUACACAUUGUAAUAAGUACUUUCUAUAAAAGUUCCAUAGUGUAUAUCAAUUUUAAAGUGUGGCCAGACAUUUUAGUGGAUCAACGAACGUCUGCAAUAGUAGCACUAUGAUCGAAAAAGUGAUCACCUUGUUGGCAUGUCUGGCUGUUGCAGCCGCCAGGGACAUCAAAUCAAUUUGUGCAGAUCAGACCUCGAACCAGCUGUGGCCUCACGACAGAGACUGCGGCCAGUUCUACCAGUGCAGCAACGGAGCCCCCGUCGAGCACAGCUGCGCGCCGGGGACGCACUUCAACCAGAAAAUACAAGUUUGUGACUUCCCCGCGCAUGUCAACUGCAGUAAAACAGUCCAAGAUGAAGAAAUAAACUAUGAGCAGAUCGCUCAAGCGACCUGCGCGGGCGCAGCGACCGAGGGGCUCCAGCUCGCUCACCGCAACUGUAGCCAAUUCUACAAGUGCUCGCAUAGUAAACCUUACAUUCUAGACUGCCCCGCUGAUCUCCUCUACAACGCUACCACUCAGACAUGCGACUGGCCUGAACUUGUAAGCUGUGAUGGUAGAAUACAGGGGGUAUCACCUACCAACAAUAGCACACAAGACAGCAAACCAGACACACAGGGUUUACAAAAUAUAAAUGCCACUGAACUUUGCGCCUCGAAAGGAUCUGAAGGACUACUGUUACCGCAUGAAAACUGCAGCAAUUUUUACAAAUGCGCCGGCGGCAAAGCAGUCGCUCUGGAGUGCCCAGUGAACUUGUUGUACAAUGCUGAAACAAAACAAUGUGAUUGGCCUGAAAAUGUUAACUGUGAUUACAGGACAUCAUCAUUGCACGACGAACCUGUAAAUGAUGAAAUCCACAGGAAGUACAACUCGAGUGCUGUCGAAGCCUGUGCCACCGAGGGUUCAGACGGUAAACUCCUUCCACAUGCGAAUUGCAGUAAAUUUUAUGAAUGUGCCCACGGAUUACCGUAUGCAUUCGACUGUUAUACUAGCCUUCUUUUCAAUACCAAAAAAGAACAAUGUGAUUGGGUGGAAGAUGUCGACUGCGGCGAUAGGAAUGGAUCAUCGAAGGUGGCCCUUUCACCAUCAUCAUUGAAUGUAAUACCAGUUAUAGUUAAUUCUAAGGAUAGACAAGUAGAUCUAAAUUCGGAAGCAGUUGAAGCUUGCUCUCAAGAUAAUUCUGAUAGUGUACUUUUGCCACAUGAAAAUUGUAAUCAGUUUUAUGAGUGCGCUAGCGGAGUUCCCGUGGAGUUCGAUUGUUUCCCCGGACUCAUGUACAGCCCUGAGAGGAAAGUGUGUGAUUGGGCGGACUCAGUAGAUUGUGGAACUCGAAAAAUACCCCCACCAUCAAGCACUUUUAGAGCAAAGAAAAAUAACUUUAACGCUAGUGCCGCAGAGGUUUGUAGUAAAGAUGAAUCCGACAGUUUGCUUUUACCUCAUGAGAAUUGUAAUCAAUUUUAUGAAUGUUCUCAAGGUAAAGCUAUUUCAUUCGAUUGCCCAGACGAUUUACUUUUCAACGAAGAUAAGGGAGAAUGUGAUUGGGCAGACAAAGUUAAUUGUGAUGACAGGAAUUCUCCAUCGAGAACUCAAAGGCCAGUAGUUAAACCAAUAGUGAAGUCGUACCCUCUCGAUAUCCACUCAGCAGCCCAAAAAUCUUGUUGCGAUGGUUCGGCCGACCUUUAUAUGGCUCAUGAAAACUGUAAAAAAUACUACAUGUGUAUUCGAAGGAGCCUAGUUUCCCUGACGUGCCCGGACGAUCUCCUGUACAAUGCAGAGAAGAAGCUGUGCAGUACAGCUCGGGAAGUGGAAUGUGGGAAUCGGAAAUCUCCCUUCACAGCGAUGACCCCUAUUGUUAAGAGGAAAAGCCUGCAUUCCGAUGCAGUGGUGGCUUGUGCGGCAUCGAACUCUGAAGGUCUGCUUUUGCCCCACGAAAGUUGCAAUAGAUUCUACGAGUGUGCUCAGGGCAUGCCUGCGAUUCUCGAGUGCCCUGAUGGUCUGCUGUAUGACACGGAGGCGCAGCAGUGUGAGUGGGCCAGUGAUGUGGACUGCCGGGAUCGCCACCGACACGGCACCAGGAAAAUGCCUAUACAUAGGUUCUUAGUGGCAAAGCAACAAAGAUACGAAAUCUAUAAGUAAUACUAUACACUACAGCAUAAAACAGAUAAUUACAUUGGUUAUAAGUAUAUUGGAUAGAUCCACGAGGCGACAAAAGUAUAAUUAGAGACACUAAUUGCCACUAUGCAUUUGUCAUUUUUAUUAUUACGUACUAUCUUGAUUAAAAUUAUUUGAAUACACUUAA
This is a messenger RNA of Plutella xylostella (diamondback moth), 2454 nucleotides long. Its product is annotated as chondroitin proteoglycan 2. Gene Ontology annotation, molecular function: chitin binding. Gene Ontology annotation, cellular component: extracellular region. NCBI's taxonomy places the organism in Eukaryota, Metazoa, Arthropoda, Insecta, Lepidoptera, Plutellidae. The record is from RefSeq and is a predicted model, not a curated record.